GGAGCACGUAAAUCGAAAGUCCUUUCUGACUCUACUCAUCGUGUCCGACGACAACGAAGACAUUUUUCGGCAGCUUUCAGUUCACCCUGUGCACGGUCUCACGGUCUUCAGAAUAUUGUGAGCCGGCCCUCCUUUUCGAACCACAAGAUGGCCGCCACAUCAACACCUCCGAAGCCGCGUCAGAUGAACGUCGUCGAGACUUUCUUCCUCGGAGGCCUAGCAGCAUGCAUAGCGGUCACCUUCUCCAACCCUGCGGAAGUCAUGAAGACUCGUAUGCAGUUGCAGGGCGAGUUGGUCAAGGGAGGCGGUAAGAAGGUGUAUCAGAAUGUGUUCGAUUGCUUCGGCAAGACCUGGAAGCAUGAGGGUAUCAAGGGUAUACAGAGAGGGCUUCCUCCAGCAUAUGCAUACCAGCUGCUUCUCAAUGGCUCACGGUUGGGAUUCUACGAGCCUUUCCGGCAGAACAUCAAUCGUGCUUUCGGUCUGUCUCCCAAGGACCAACUUCCUGUCACCUCUGUCAUCGCGGGAGCAGCAAGUGGUGCAGUCGGAGCGUCGCUGGGUAACCCUCUUUUCUUGAUCAAGGCCAGGAUGCAGGCCUAUUCGCCUGUACUACCAGUUGGUGCUCAGCAUUACUAUAAGCACUCCUGGGAUGCCCUUUCGACUAUCUACUCAAGAGAAGGUCUCCGAGGCAUGGUUCGAGGCAUUGACGCCGCCAUUCUACGGACAGCGAUGGGUUCCUCCGUUCAGCUUCCGACAUACAAUUGGACAAAGAACCAGCUGGUCUCAAGAGGCAUCUUACCUGCCAAUAGUGUCCUGACAUAUCUUGCUAGCAGCUCAGUGUCAGGAGUCUGUGUUCUUCUGAUGAUGCAACCUGCAGAUACCGCUUUGACCCGAGUAUACAAUCAACCUACUCAAAAGCUCCCGAAUGGUCGUAUCGUUGGUACACUAUAUAAAAGCCCCAUAGACUGUCUUUGGAAGACCUUCAAGACAGAGGGCCCUCUGGCGUGGUACAAGGGUUCUACUGCCCAUUUCUUGCGGAUAGCACCCCAUACGAUCAUCACUCUUACUGCGAACGAUAUCAUCCUUAAUCUUUACCGUAGACUUCGGCACGGGGAGGUUCAAUAAUAAGCUAAUCGAUCGCCCCUGGGCCAGACACGACUCAAGUAGCCCCAUCGAUCUUUGCAGCCCCCAUAGUACAACUGGCGCGCACUUUCCUUUAGUCUGAGCAUUGGUCUGACCUGAGCCAAAUCAAACCGUUGUCCAUCUGUGAUUCCGGGGGUUUCAGUCAUUUUGAGCGGAUAGGAUAUUAAUAUCCCGAGCCUCUUGUUCAUUACGAUGAGCGAGUCGACGCGUGCAGAAGGUGGCGAGUUGACUUCUGCAGACUUCCGCCCUCCCCCUCUCCCACCCGCCACACCCUUUUAUUCCCGAC
Messenger RNA from Stereum hirsutum FP-91666 SS1, 1426 nucleotides. RefSeq names its product oxaloacetate carrier. Bases 148 to 1122 code for a protein of 324 amino acids. NCBI's taxonomy places the organism in Eukaryota, Fungi, Basidiomycota, Agaricomycetes, Russulales, Stereaceae. The record is from RefSeq and is a predicted model, not a curated record. The transcript has 10 exons.